CAUCACUACAAUGAAGAAUCGUUAUUAGACACAAUUGUUGCUAAAGAUUUUUCUCCACUUGGGAAAAAUGUGUUACUCCUUUGUGUAGAACCCAUAUUUUAUACAAACAAUCUAAUUUAUAAUUUUUAUUGUAAAAAAGCCGUCAUCACGAAUCCUCUCACGGUCUCUCACUGAUCAGCUGUUCAAUGUCGUCAAAUAUUGAGUGCUAUCUAAAAUUGCGACCAGACAUAGAAUUAAUGCAUAACAUGUGUCUUAUCCUUUCCGUUACGUAGUUCUAGCAUUUUUUACCUUUAGAACUUUCGUUUUGGUUUUGAUAUAGCUAUUCAAUCGUGUUCAUUGUGCUUUUUAGAGGAAGGUAUUAAUGUGUUGGUAUUAUUGAAAACUCGUAAUUGAAAACAUUCAGCUGCUCGCUACUGAACAUAAAAGGAUAAUGGGAUCAAUCGGAUCAAGGUAGCCACUAUCAUGAAAAAACGUGAAAAUUCUUCCAGCAAUCUGAACCGUCUUGGUAUUAAAACUUCAUUUAACGCUUGCAGCAAUGAACAAAAGGUGGAUACUUUUGGUAAUCUGUGUCACCAUGGUAUGCAGAGCAAAUGGUUCAUUCUUGGAUUCUUUUUGGCCACCCCAAAAUGAUGACAAAUCCGGUUAUGCUGUGGGUCAAUAUCCUUCGGUCCCGUAUGAACUGUCCGAAGGGGAUGAAUCCUUCAUCCGAGAAGCAUCGAAGUGGAUUGGUACCAAUCUGUCCAAAUUGGAUUUUUGUCAUCAUCGAGUCAUACUGAAGCUGAAGAAAUCUUGUCAUCUUUUGAAUGCCGAACAAAUUGGAAAACUGGCUGUCAUGCUACUGAAUUGCCAGUCCGAUUCAGAGGGCCGAAAAAUUUACGAAUGCACCGAGGAGAUGUCACUGAAGAUGUGCACCGAAAGCAUGGAUCCGGACACAUGGAAUGCGUACCAUUUAAUAACGAACAGAGCGAAGGCAGUUUGUGCAAGUGUUCGGCAUGAACAAUUCCGAGGUUUGACCGAACUCACCAUCAAUAAACUUAUGAACACGGCAGCCGAACAGAUUCAGAUAAUGAAGCAGAUGGCGAAUAAUCAGAAGGAGCUACAAAACCUCGCUCAGGAAGCAAUUGAUGAGAUGUCCGUUAAUAAUAAUAUGAUCAUCAGUCAGCAGGGGGACAUUAUGAAGCUGUCGGAAGCACACAGAGCGAAGGUUGAAUCAAACUUCCGAGAAUUGGUCAGGGAGAAAAGUUUAAUUCGAGCAGGUCAACAGGAGGUUGCCAUACUGUUGUCCGAUCUUCGUGGUCGAAUUGAUGAUAAUAUAAAACAACUGGAGUUGCAGUCGAAAAAGAGUAAACUGAAUCAGGAUUCCCUUUUGCGAAACAUGGAGAAUUUACAGAAAAACGCGGCUACAAUUGCCGAAAAGAUUGAUGAAACCAGUGACCAUUUCGCCUCUCACCACAAUGCGGUGGAGAUGCAAUAUCAAUACACUUUAGAACAGUUGCAAAAAAUUAACAGUACGAUUGCAAACAUGCUAACAAUGAUUGGCGCGCUGCAGGAAAACUUCGAUAAAAAGAUGGCAUGGAUAACUGAAAAAGUGGGUGGUAGCGAGAUGCUUUUCCAGAAAUUGAACACUAUAGUCAUUCAUUUUUGUUAUCUCGUUUUCGGAAUGAUUAGUUUGUCUUUCGUGAACGCUGAUAAGUUCAUUCGAAUUUUCUUUAUUCUUGUUGUUCCUGGCAAUUUGAUUGGUAAUUUAUUGGAUCUAUUUGAUUCCGAUGUCAUUUAUUUGACUUUUGUUCUUGGAAGUUUCAUUCUCGCUGACCUUCUCUGCCGAUUGGGCCUUCGAUUCUAUCCAAAAGGUUCUCACGGUACGCCGUCCGUCGGUCGGAGUCAGGCCGCCGAUUCCACGCAGAACAAUAGAGAACCAUCCGUUGCUCCUGGAGCUGCAUUUGGGAGAUCUGUACGGACAGAAUCCGAGCAAAACACCGUUGAAGAACAACUGGAAAACGAUAACGAUUCUUAUCUGAACACUUUACGAGCUAGGUUAUCGAGACAACGAUCGGUAACUCCGUUGUUAAGCAGAAACGGACGAAGAGAAGAGACCCCCUCCAACAGUAGCGACGAAGGAGCUCGAAACCAGUGUGCAGCAAGAACGCUUCGUGGUGAACAAUGUCGCGGUAUUUCGCUUUCUGGAAGAGACUUUUGUAGAAUUCAUGAUCAGAGGGGACUGUGAAAAUAAUCGCUGGGUUGGGUUAUGAAAAAUUGGUUUGAUAUCGAAAAUAUUUUUUUCAGUCUGUUAGUUUUUCUCGCAUUGUUUCCUCGCUUGUUAACAUUGAACAUAUUAAUUAUUUAAAUAUUAAUGUGUUUUAUUAAAUUGAGUUUGUUUGGAUUUGUGAAUUGAACUUUAUAAAAUAAUGAGUUUAAAAUAAAUAUAUAAAAAAUGACAAAGGCAUGAAACUGUCUUGUUUUUUUGGAUUUUUGACGUAGGAUUACGUCUUUCGGGAACAUAUUGGGGUACAAAUAAAAAAUGAAAAUCGAGCACAUCGUAAAAAUUGUCCAAUUUCAAACGCUUAUUGCUCAGUCAUUUCAGUCAUCAGGAUUAAUUAAAUUUUUGCGUCAAUCGAUUUCGGUACUCCAUAACAAUUUUUUAUAUUGAAGAAAAUAAUAUUUGUCAUGAAACUAACUAUUGAACAAUUGAAAAAUCUCAACCCCUAUCCUAACGGAAAUACCCACUUCUGAUUGGUCGAAAUUGACGAUAUAUGCGUCGCGUCCCUAACAGAGACGUCAAAACCAAGCUGCCUGGGGGAAAUCGGCAUUGCAAAUACAUGAAAGUAGGGGGAACUUUUGUUCCUAAAGCAAUGUGUUCCCUAACAGAAACAUCAAAACCAAGCUGCCUGGGGGAAACCGGCAUUGCAAUUAUUUGCAAGUCGGGGGCAUUUUUAUAUUUCAAGUAAGGUGAGUGAUAUGAUUAAUUCUAGCAAAUAAAAUUUAAAUUUGUAGCUUUAAUGUUGGUUGCUUCGUGAAAUUUCAUAUCAAUGACCGAUCGUGUAUUUUGAAAAAUUUACCAGAAGUGUAUAUGUAAAAUUGUAUAUGGUAGCAGUUGUGUUAAAAAUGACUUGAUGUAUGAAACGAUUUCUUUCAAUUUUCAUAAAUAAAAAAUUAUAGGAGGUUGUGUCCAAGACACGACCGCAUUGUUAACGUGGAACUACGCUGUUAUUUUAUAUAUGUCGCUAGUGGAGAAAGUUUUGCUACUGCCAAACCAAAUCACAUACAAAAUUCCAGAACGACAUUUACUUCCAUGGUGACUAAAUAAACGAAAUUAUCUCUUUCUGUUAAUCUCAACAACC
Toxorhynchites rutilus septentrionalis is the source of this 3338-nucleotide messenger RNA. RefSeq names its product protein brambleberry-like. Lineage: Eukaryota; Metazoa; Arthropoda; Insecta; Diptera; Culicidae. The record is from RefSeq and is a predicted model, not a curated record. Bases 536 to 2224 code for a protein of 562 amino acids. The transcript is spliced from 3 exons.